CUGUAAUUCUAUAUACUCUAUGCAAACGGCAAAAUGUUUAAAUAGUUGUUCAUACGAUCAAAUAAUUAUAAGUCUACAAACACCCGGUCCGAAACAGGCUUGAAGCAUGAUAUCUCUGCUACAAAUUCUUCUGAUUGGAAUUCUCUUUAAUUUGGUAGCAUCCAAACCAUCCAAAGAUGCGGAAGAAUUGUACGACGACAUUUUUGGAAGUGAUGAAUCGUCAGAGAUGGAGGAAGCGAAAAUACUAAAACAAAUGCAAGAAUACCGAUCUAAAAUAAUAGAUGGUCUGAAGCCAGGAGCUUGCUACAGGGUUGAUCAACACGGUCGGGUUACAGACAAGGGCACGAACGGCGAGAUUGUCAACAAAUGUGGUCCAGGAUUCAAAUGUGAAGAAUCUUGUCCAACAUGCAGGAUGUUCAAGGUUGGGCUGCCAAAAGGAGUGAACCCAUCAGAACUGAAGUGCACUAAAAUUAACAAAAGAUCCGCUGAUUACACCAGCGAUGAGAUCAAAGAAGCCAAAGCUCUAAAAGAACUGCUGAAGACCCAAGCUGAAACCCGUGCUAAAAUAAUAGAUGGUCUGGAACCAGGUUUUUGCUACAAGGUUGAUAGUAAUGGUCGGGUAGGCAAGGGCGAGAUCGUCAAUAAAUGCGGCCCGGGAUUCAAAUGUGAAUUAUCAGUAUUUAAAAGGCUGUGCUGCCAAAAGGUGUGAACCCAACGGAUCUGAAGUGCACUAAAAUUAGCAAACGAUCAGCUGAUGAGGAAAGAAUGCAGACCAAACCUCCAAAAAUAUUAUUAAAAUUUAUAGAUUAAUUCAUCGCUUUUUUCAUCAAACCUACCAACUGUUCACCAUGAAAUAAAAUUGGAAGUCAGAAUUAAAACAAACAGUG
Molecule: messenger RNA, 887 nt
Organism: Eurytemora carolleeae
Lineage: Eukaryota; Metazoa; Arthropoda; Copepoda; Calanoida; Temoridae
Exons: 4
Coding region: 107-709 (200 amino acids)
Source: RefSeq, a predicted model, not a curated record